AUGGGCUCAGUCGCGAAUACCGACGUCACAUUACCCGACGCUGUCGUACCAAAACGAGAGUUUAGUACUGAAGACUAUCUCUCGGACACGCCAUCUACCGCUGAUGGCAACGACACGGCAGAAGGGAGCUCUGAACAACCCAAUCUGGAGCCGACGCCUGCUCCGAAGCGCAAGGGUGGAAGAAAGCCAAUUUACGCGACGUCUGAAGAGCGCAAACAGCGGAACCGUCAAGCACAGGCAGCCUUUCGUGAACGGCGCACAGAGUAUAUCAAGCAACUUGAGACGACCAUUCAGCACCAUGAAGAGACUUUGCAGAAUCUACAGCAGAGUCACCGUGCUGCUGCCGAUGAAUGUCUCAUGCUGAGGUAUAAAAACUCCCUCCUGGAGCGCAUCUUGCUUGAGAAAGGCAUCGAUGUCCAGGCUGAACUCGCUUUGAAGGGUAGCCCCAACCUUCGACCCCAUCGAGGGCCUCCUACUACAGGAGUCGCGUCACCAAUGCAAAAGGCGAUGCUGAGCCGGCAGCAACAGGCUCGAAAUCGGCCUGUCAUGGCGCCACCUAUUCAGACUGUAAAUCCAUCUUCCCAGGUUGGUGGGCAACGGAACUUUGCGGGCUCACCUACAGCACAGCCUACUCCCCCUUCGCAGCAGUCCUCACCUUCGACAGCACGGUCGCCAGGUUUCGCUUUGCAUGGUGGGUUGACCUCACCCGCCACCGAUAUGGUUGGAGCUCAGCAACCUCAGCAACAACCACGACCAUUACCUCCGCAGCAACAGUCCUCCUACGCGCCGCAACCCAGACCGCAUGGACGGACGCUGUCACAUCCGACAACAUCCCAAGCCUAUCCUCCCCGAACCCAGGCGAGCCCCACAGUGCAAGACUCUUACUAUCCAGCUUUCCAGAAGCAUUAUUCUCAACUCGGCAAGCUGACCCCUUUCAUUCCCCCUUCCCUGCUUGCUGAAUUCGUGAGUACAGAACAGGAGUACGACGCCCAACCAGAUAUCGUCGACGAAAUGGAUGCCGAAGACGUCGAUACCGAUUCUUUCAUUCCGAACUUCCGAUUACCCCCAACUACAACAACUUCGAUAUCUAUAGGCAUGCACGCCUCUCCGCCCAUGACGACAAGUGGAGCUAGCGACGGCGGUGGAGGUGUAGGCAUGAUCGAUCCUUACGAUCCUAUGCUAGACGCAGAUCCUUUUGGUUUGACUGCUAGCAUGCAUUUCCCUAAUCCUUACGCCUACCCCCCCAUGCAACCCAGGAGAUGA
Messenger RNA from Exophiala aquamarina CBS 119918, 1263 nucleotides. RefSeq lists its product as uncharacterized. Lineage: Eukaryota; Fungi; Ascomycota; Eurotiomycetes; Chaetothyriales; Herpotrichiellaceae. Gene Ontology annotation, cellular component: RNA polymerase II transcription regulator complex. The transcript is spliced from 4 exons. The record is from RefSeq and is a predicted model, not a curated record. Bases 1 to 1263 code for a protein of 420 amino acids. Gene Ontology annotation, molecular function: transcription cis-regulatory region binding; DNA-binding transcription activator activity, RNA polymerase II-specific.